UGAACAUUUCUUAAAGCAGAAAAGCUUUAAAUCACUGAAGAUAGAAAAUUUAAACCACACUCCUGGAGAGAAGAAAGACAGUCUAAACAUGGAGAUUCUUUCGACGCAAUGGAUUUUACCUUCAUUCUGGAACCCUUUUCUUAUAGGGCUUGCACUCUUCCUGGUUUUGGAUGUGGUGAAGCACAGAAGAAGAAAACAGAGUUACCCUCCUGGCCCUUACCCAAUGCCCUUUGUUGGGAAUCUGUUCAGUUUGGAUUUCAACAAUUUCCCAGAGACACUGUUGAAGAUGAGGAACAAAUAUGGGAAUGUAUUCAGUCUACAGAUGUUUUCAGAGAACAUGAUCGUGUUAAAUGGGUAUGAUGCUGUAAAAGAAGCACUUGUCACAAAAUCAGAGGAUACCUCUGACAGACCCCCCACACCUAUUUUUGAUCAUCAUGGAUUUAAUAAUGGUGUUGUUUUUUGUAACUAUAACCAGCACUGGAAAGAACGAAGACGAUUUACACUUAGUACAUUAAGGGAUUUUGGGAUGGGGAAGAAAUCAGUUGAAGAGCGCGUCAGAGAGGAAGCUGGUUUUCUAUGCUCCGCUUUCAGUGCAGAGAAAGAAUGUGCGUUUGACCCUCUCCUGCUGCUUAAUAAUGCCGUGAGCAAUGUUAUCUGUUCGGUUAUUUUCGGAGAACGAUUUGAUUACAGUGACAAAACGUUUCGGAAAAUUCUUACUCUGUUAAGGGAAACGUUUGAACUUUCAAAUGGUGUUAUGCCCCAGUUGUAUAAAUUCUUCCCGUGGCUCAUGAAGAUUCCUGGUCCUCAUCAAAAACUAUUCACUCAGCAAAGAGCUUAUAUUGAAUGUCUAAAUGAAAUAAUCAACCGACAUAGAGAGACCUGGGACGCCAACAUAAAAAGAGACUUCAUUGAUGCGUUUUUUGAAGAAAUGGAGAAAAAUAAAAAUGACUCCCAAAGUAGCUUCAACGAUCUCUCCCUUAUGUGCACAAUUUCUGAUCUUUUUAUUGGUGGAACAGAAACAACAUCCAACACAUUGCGAUGGGCUCUUUUAAUGAUGCUUCUGCAUCCACACAUUCAAUGUCGAGUCCACGAAGAAAUAGAUAAAGUGAUUGGAUCUAACAGAAUACCCUCCGUAGAAGACCAGCUGAACAUGCCCUAUACCAAUGCAGUAAUCCAUGAAACUCAGCGGUAUGGAAAUAUUCUGCCGAUGGCUCUGUUUCAUAUGACCUGUAAAGACACCAAAAUUCAAGGCUACGAUAUACCCAAGGGUACUACAAUAAUACCCAAUCUGAUGUCCGUAUUAAAGGAUGAGACGGUCUGGGAGAAGCCAUAUCAGUUUUAUCCAGAACAUUUCUUGAAUGCCCAAGGAAAUUUCAUGAAAAGAGAAUCAUUUAUUCCAUUUUCUGCUGGUCGGCGUAUUUGCCUUGGAGAGCAUUUGGCAAGAAUGGAACUAUUUGUCUUCUUUACUUCCCUUCUCCAAAGAUUUGAAUUCCGCAUCCCCCCAAAGCAGCCAUCUCCUCGGGAUGACCCAGUGUUUACAUUUAAUUUCAGCCCCCAGCCUUUCCAACUCUGUGCCCAUGAACGAUGACUGCAGAGUGAAUUAGGACACUGCAUUGUCAGGGUUUGACUUAGACUGUGUUGACACUAAGCUUACAUUUGAAAUUAUUUAACUUGAUUGCAAAAGGUAUGUUAGGGAAAGGGGGUUACAAAAAAAAUGCAAAAUGUAUUAGGCAUUACUAUAGGCUAUACAAAAAAAAUACUUUUUUUUAAAUUUUGCAUGAACAUGGGUAUAUUAAUCACUUCACGGUUUAUUAUACGUUAUAUAAAAGAAAUA
This is a messenger RNA of Pelobates fuscus (common spadefoot toad), 1834 nucleotides long. RefSeq names its product cytochrome P450 2D3-like. NCBI's taxonomy places the organism in Eukaryota, Metazoa, Chordata, Amphibia, Anura, Pelobatidae. Gene Ontology annotation, cellular component: intracellular membrane-bounded organelle; cytoplasm. The coding region runs from base 89 to 1588 and encodes 499 amino acids. Gene Ontology annotation, biological process: xenobiotic metabolic process; arachidonate metabolic process. Gene Ontology annotation, molecular function: oxidoreductase activity, acting on paired donors, with incorporation or reduction of molecular oxygen, reduced flavin or flavoprotein as one donor, and incorporation of one atom of oxygen; heme binding; iron ion binding. The record is from RefSeq and is a predicted model, not a curated record. The transcript is spliced from 10 exons.